Messenger RNA from Daldinia caldariorum, 2238 nucleotides. Its product is annotated as DNase I-like protein. Gene Ontology annotation, cellular component: cytoplasm. The record is from RefSeq and is a predicted model, not a curated record. The coding region runs from base 190 to 2124 and encodes 644 amino acids. Gene Ontology annotation, molecular function: sphingomyelin phosphodiesterase activity. The transcript has 2 exons. Lineage: Eukaryota; Fungi; Ascomycota; Sordariomycetes; Xylariales; Hypoxylaceae.
UCACCGCAAGGGGAAGAGGAAACGAAAAAAAAAAAAAAAAAAAACUAUUUAUAUAGACGGGAUUUGCUACCCACAUACAACUCCAUUUCUUCCUCCGGGGUGGUCUAAACAACUCAAGUAUCCAUCCAGGCGGAUGCAAGAGACAGACCCGGAUAUUAGGGAAGAGGAGAAGAAAAUAAACAUUUCACGAUGGAGGAACUCCCUACCGAACUCAAUGUCAUCACCCUUAACUGCUGGGGUCUCCUACACCUGAGUAAGUACCGCGCUGAGCGUCUAAUCGCCAUCGGCCGCGAGCUCGCCGCCGCCGACCCCCCGCCUCACAUCGUCGCCUUGCAGGAAUGCUGGACGCAGGAGGACUACCGCAGCAUCCGGCGGGAGACGCGCUUCGUGCUGCCCUUCGGCAAGUUCUACCACAGCGGCGUGUUCGGCGGCGGCCUCGCCAUCCUCUCGCGGUGGCCCAUCGAGGAGAGCACCAUGUUCCGCUAUCCGCUCAACGGCCGCCCUACCGCCUUCUUCCGCGGCGACUGGUUCGUUGGCAAGGGCGUCGCCUGCGCCCGCGUCCGGUACGGCCCCGGCGAGCGCGACGUCGUCGAGGUCUUCAACACCCACACCCACGCCAUCUACGAGCACGCGUCCGACGGCAAGGCGGACAGCUACCUGGUGCAUCGGCUCGCGCAGUCCUGGGAGAUGGCUAAGCUCGUCCGUGGCGCUACCGAGCGCGGCCACUUGGCCCUCGCCUUGGGCGACUUCAACGACGUCCCCCUGUCCCUGUCCUACCGCAUGCUGACGGCGCAUGCCCCCAUCAAGGACGCCUGGCGCGUGCUGAACCCGGACUCGUCCCUCGGCUCCGCUGCCCACGAGCUCGAGCGCGCGCGCAGGCGCCCGAUCCCGUCUGCCCAGUACAAUAUCGUUGAGAACGGCGUUACGAGUAACAGCGCUUACAAUACGUGGAGGUGGCCAAAGUCGGAACAACGCGCUCUCCAUUCGGGAAAAAGGCCAAUGGCCGUUCCGCCUGAUACACCUGAUCCGAGGGGCAAGCGAAUUGACUAUAUAUUCUUCUCUCCGCAAGUCACAGUAACCCCUGGCUCUCCCCCCAAGUCGCGCCACGGAGCGGCAGCAGCAGCAGCAGCACGGACAAGCCGCGACACGGGUGAAGGCACUUGCACCACCAAAGGCUGGGUUGUCAAGGACGUCCGCGUCGGCAUGAUGACCCGCCACCCGGACCUCGGGUGCUCUCUGAGCGACCACUUCUCCGUCGAAGCCACCCUGCUCCUGCACACAUCCUCCUCACCCAACCUCAUCCCCCCUCACUCCCCUUCCCGCCCCCCAUCUCCCAGCAAGAAACCCGCACCCAACCCCACGCAAUUCCUCCGCCCGUCAUCCUCCUCUUCCUCUUCCUCCUACUCUGCUGCCGCCGCCGCCGCUGCUGCUGCUGCCGGUAUUAGGUCGAAUAGUACCGAAGAUCACCACCAUGCCGCCUCCCUCCUCGCCCUCGAACACGGCACUUACCUCCAAUCCCCCACCGGCUCCUCCUCCCACGUCAACCACGACCACGACCACCACGCCGCCGCCUCUUUCGACGACCAGCUCCUCCGUGCCGCCCCCGCCCUCCCCUCCUCCUCCCCCGCCUCCCGCCGCGGCGACGGCCUCCCCUGGACCACCUACGACGAGGUCCUGGGCCUGGUCCGCGCGUACGCCUCGCGCGAGCGCUCGCAGCGCCGCCUCCGCCUCCUGCACUUCGCCGCGUGGGCGCUCGUCGUCGCCGCGUGCUACGUCGCCGUCUGGUUCGUCGCCGACCUGAGCCCCGGCGCCGCCUUCGCGCUCCUCGUCCUGAGCAGCCUGGGCCUUCUGGCGGGCGCCGUCGACGGCCUGAUGGGGCUGCUGUUCUUCGGCGCCGAGCUGCGCGCCCUGAGGGAGUUCGAGUGGGAGAUUAUGAACGCGAAAGCUUCGGCUAGUGGCGCGCACGGGAUGGUGCAGCAGCAGGUUGAUGAUGAUGGGGAGGAGGAGAGGGGUGGUGAUGGGGAUGGUGAUGGUGAUGAGGAGGAGGAGACGGAGAAGGGUAGGGGGAAGGGUAGGGGGAAGGGGAAGGGAAAAGGGGGAAGUGGGAACGAGAAGAGUUGGUAAGGUGAGGUGAAGUCAGAAGGGUAGAGUGUGUUUCUUGGUAUUUGGUUGGUCGGUUGAUUGACUUUUUAUUUCAUGACUCGAUCGAUAUUGGGGGAUGAGAUGAGAUGAGAUGAG